CUUAGUGAGAGCCAACCUGCACGAGCGCAAACCAACAUGAUGUCAAGACAGCAGAGCCGAUUCCAGGCUGAAAUGGAGAUUGUUAAGAGCACGAAGAAACUGAGCCCUGAGGAGAGAAGGAGGGAGCUAAGGAGAGAAAUGUUUCGAGAGCUGAGGGAGUUGGAGAUGGAGCGCAGAGCAAGAGUUGCUCUGGAGGAGCUUCAAAGGAGCAAUAGGGAGAAAGAGGAGAGCAAGAAAGAGGCCGAAAGACUGAAAAAGGAAAACAAAAGAGCUGAAGAGGAGAGGAGGAGGCUGGAGGCCAAACAGAGAAAGGAAGAGAAGAGGAGGGCAGAGGAGCAAAUGGCCCUCGAGAAACAAAAGCAGGAGCAACUGCAGAAGGAGAAGCUUCAGUGGAAGAGGGUGAUGAUGGUGGAGGAGGUGCCCAUCAUAGCGCCCACAUUUACUCAAAGUGAUCUGAGGAGGGAGCAGCAGAGGAGACACGACGAGGCUGAGCAAAGAGAGGCGGUCACAGUUGACAUAAAGUGCCUGGACUCUGAGGUGAAGAGCUGGGAGCAGAACAAACAAAAGAUUCUGAUCAACAACUGGGAUGAAGAUGAGCUCCAUUCAACCGACUCCACCCGCUGCCCCUCUGUUUUUAAGUUUUUAAAGACACAGAAAUCCCCUAAGCCCCUGCAGUGGGUGUGGAAGAGAGUGAGGUUUGGACAUGGCUCUGAGAAAAAACAGGCUGAGAUGGAGAAGAGGAUGGCGAUUUGCAGGCUCAAAGAGCGCUACCAAAAUUUGGAGACCAAGGACAGACGCUGGGACCAUCUGGCUGAUCAGAGUGAUGGUUACCACAUGUCCAGAAACAGCAUCCUAAAAAAAUCCAUCUUCUGAAUGGAACCGAAGCUGCUCAACACCCACUCCUUUUCUCUUUCUAUGAUAUGAACUAAUAUAAUAAACCUGCACUGCACUG
This is a messenger RNA of Lates calcarifer (barramundi perch), 952 nucleotides long. Its product is annotated as trichohyalin. The coding region runs from base 37 to 873 and encodes 278 amino acids. The record is from RefSeq and is a predicted model, not a curated record. NCBI's taxonomy places the organism in Eukaryota, Metazoa, Chordata, Actinopteri, Centropomidae. The transcript has 2 exons.